AUGUCUGCGGACUUCUGCGCCGGCUAUGUCUCAGGUGCAGUGGGCAUUAUCAUCGGUAAUCCUCUCGACCUUGUGAAGACGCGCCUCCAAGCUGGGUCCAAAUCCGCGGCAGAUGCGAGUACGAGUACUUCGACAGCUGCGGUAGCUGUACCACGGGGCUUCGGAUGGCACUUUGAGAAUGCCGGGACCGUAGGCGCAACAGCACCUAUCCUCGGUUACGGCGCGCUCAAUGCCCUCCUCUUCAUGACCUACAACCGCACGCUCACGCUCCUCUCCGAAUCUCCUGCCGCGCCGGACUCCUUUGCGAAAGUCUUUCUUGCCGGCGCUACGGGAGGGCUUGCCUCCUUCGUCGUCUCUGCACCGACCGAGCUCAUAAAGUGCCGCGCGCAAGUUUCAACCGAGAAGCACGCGACGUCGUGGUCGAUAGCGAAGCAGAUAUGGAUGAGGGAUGGAAUCAGGGGUUUGUAUUACGGGGGCGGAAUCACGAGUAUACGAGAUGCAGUGGGCUACGGAUUCUACUUCUGGUCCUAUGAGUGGAGUAAGCAGGCGUGGACUUCUCCAGACGACACGGGUAGAGAAACAGCCAUGAAGGUGUUGAUGUGUGGAGGUUUUGCUGGCAUCGUGACAUGGGCGACCAUCUUUCCACUGGACGUCGUCAAGACGAGAGUACAGACUCAGUUGCUCCAACCAGCACCUGGGCAGCGAGGCGAGCAGCAGACUUUACUCCAUGCCGAAGGGCGAGGACCACGGAUGGGUGCUAUGCAGAUCGCCAGACGUGCAUACCAAACCGAAGGCGCAGGCGUCUUCUUUCGAGGCCUGGGCAUAUGCAGUGUGCGGGCAUUCAUAGUCAAUGCGGUGCAGUGGGCAGUGUACGAAUGGAUGAUGAGGCUUCUUCAGCAUCCGUAG
Molecule: messenger RNA, 906 nt
Organism: Ascochyta rabiei
Lineage: Eukaryota; Fungi; Ascomycota; Dothideomycetes; Pleosporales; Didymellaceae
Exons: 3
Coding region: 1-906 (301 amino acids)
Biological process (GO): transmembrane transport
Molecular function (GO): transmembrane transporter activity
Source: RefSeq, a predicted model, not a curated record